Messenger RNA from Fusarium mangiferae, 1746 nucleotides. RefSeq lists its product as uncharacterized. Bases 1 to 1746 code for a protein of 581 amino acids. The record is from RefSeq and is a predicted model, not a curated record. The transcript has a single exon. NCBI's taxonomy places the organism in Eukaryota, Fungi, Ascomycota, Sordariomycetes, Hypocreales, Nectriaceae.
AUGACGUCUAGCACUAUUGCCGAGAUCAAGAGGCACGAUAUUGAGGAUUCUAGCACUUGCACCACUGCAUCAAUUACCAAUGUCAGACAUCUAUCGUCCUACAACUGGAUUGAAAGGCCUACUGCCACAAUCGCCGUCCCAGGGAGCCCACCUCUCUGGUCAGCCCCCAAGACCUCAAAGCAGCUCCAAAAGGAUUCGGGCUUAUAUUACAUAAACCAAAAUGAAGCUCGCUAUCCAGAGAGUCCACUAGAGCCGCUAUUCCGCGCUUUAUACUUUACACAACCUGCUUUCGAUAUCCGCCCUGUUGACGUUGUAACCGAUCGAAACAACAUUCGCAAGCUACUGGCUUUCAUCAAUUCUGACUUGGCCCCUGGCGAUCUUGAGCCAUUUACCAUAGCGGUAGAGAUCAUCGGGACGACCGCGUUGUUUCGCCGAGAUGAGACAGCAGUUACUAGGUUUAUUGCGCCAAAUGAAUUUCGUGGCUUUGGCCAUAAAUUCGAAGAAGAAUACACCGUCAAGCAGGUCAAUGAUAGCACUGGUCAUCAUAGGAUCAUCGCAUAUAGAUUUUGUGGCCUAGAACUUGUUGUACGCUACGAAGCCGACGGAUACGUGGCCACCGAUAAGAUCAAGGGGCCAAAAGACGACCCUCUGCUCGCCAGUAUGAGAGGUUUGUCCAUAUCGCCAGCCACCAGCGCCUCAAGCGUCAAUCCUAUCCAAUCGAAAUUGGUCAUCACGGAAGAAGGUCGAAUAGUGCCUCCCGAGUCAAUCCUUGAAAUUAAAACUCGAGCCACUAGCAGACACUUGCCUUUACCGGAAGUCGCAGCACAGCUCUGGGUGUCCCAAACUUCAAAGCUCGUGCGAGCAUAUCAUUAUCGAGGGAAGUUUGAAGUACCACAAGUUGAGGACGUGGAAGCCCAGGUUAAGAGAUGGGAAGAGCUUAACCAGAGUGAUCUGAAGCGUUUAGCGUCACUAAUUAAAGCAAUCUCCACCUUGACCAGGCAAAAUGGGGGGAAAGCUACUGUUAAAUAUGAAGGCGGAAGCAAAUUGUCACUUUACCGGUCUGAAAAGGAAGAUAUGCUGCCUCAGUUCCUAUAUUCCAAAUGGGAAGAAAGAGGCAAUACACAGCCGAAGAUGAAAGCGACCGCACAGGACGAGGCAGUGGUGUCCGACAUGCUCGACCGGAGUCAGGAAAAGACCAUUGAGACGACGAGGGCAAAGUACGGCGAUGUACCUUACUCCGAAAUGAUCGGCUACGGGGUAGAUAAGGGAUUUCGACAGUUCUUUCGCCGCAUGCCCAUGGAGCUCUCCCAGUUUCAUCUUCUUUGCGACACUCUUGAUUCUCUUGCUAUUGAUGUCACUGAAGGCCGCACCAUUCGUGACAUUAUGUACGACAUGAGGAAGGGUAAGGACGAUUGGGACCCAGACGAGAGAAGAGAGAUCAGAGGACUUAAGAAUAUCGCACGAGACUCAGCCUUUCGACUUUUGUACGUGCUUAUACAAUCAGACGCUGUGGACACUAACAUGGCGUACAAUGCGGUAUCAUUUGUGGUUUCACACCGUCGAAUAUUUAGAUCUAGAACUCGAAAGAUGGUGAGGGAGGCUUUGGAAGAAAAUUGUCCAGUGUCAGCAAAGCAGCGAGCGGUUCUGGAUAAGUGGCCUAUCGAAGAUUUAUCUUCUACAAGAUCAGAAGAAGACGUGACGACAGAGUCUGAAGAUAUUUUGUUCGACUCUGACUAUUCAUUCUGA